GCUUACCGUUAAAACAAUUUGCGUUGUCGUAACGUCAUCACUGGCACGCUGUGAGAUUACCGCGCAGUUCAACUGACGUUGCCAAUAACACACUGUGUUCUCGAACUCUUCGCGAGUUUUUUAACCAUCGCCAGUUUUGAUUCUCUUUCGUGACUUUAUCUCUGACUCUAGAAGUAUCUUGCAAGCUUUUUUCUUCUUUUUCCUUAAUCGAUCAGCAUUUAAGAAGAGCGAUUUCUUAAUUAUUGUGUUACAACCGAAUUAUAUCAAAUAAUGGCAUCGAAAUGGAAGGUUUUAGAUAUAUUAACAUGCAAGCAAGUGUUAAACAUCAUGGUAAUCUUUGGUUUCAUGUUAAAUUAUAUGUUACGUGUAAACAUGACGAUUGCCAUAGUAUCAAUGGUGAUUCCAAGCAAGGACAGUUCUCACUCGAGCGGCUAUAAUAGAUCAAACGAGUGUUUCGAUCAUGAAAUCAAAAUAAACGUUUCUCUGCACAAUAACGAAUCAACGAUGAUCGCUUCUAAUUCUACUAUAUCUUCGCUCCCCUAUCCGCCUAGGCAUGAAGAAAUUAAUCAAACGAGAUAUCCGUGGAACGAAUACGAAGUUAAUAUCAUAUUGGGCAGUUUUUUCUGGGGUUACAUAUGUACCGAGUUACCGGGUGGACGACUCGCUGAAAUAAUAGGACCCAAAAGAGUUUUCGGACACAGUAUGUUAGUAUCCAGCGCUGUUACAUUUUUAACACCUUGGUUGGCAACUUAUGGCUAUAUUGCAGUUGCCAUGUUAAGAACAGUAAUUGGAUUUAUGCUGGGAGCUACUUGGCCUGCCAUCCAACCAAUGACCGCCCGAUGGAUACCACCAACGGAACGCAGCAAAUUUGUCUCGAAUAUGAUGGCUUCGUCGCUCGGGGCAGCGUUAACAAUGCCAAUUUGCGGAUUUUUAAUUGCUUACUUUGGAUGGGAAUCUGUAUUCUACGUAACAGGAACAAUAGGUCUUAUGUGGAGUAUAGCUUGGUUUCUCUUAAUAUUUGACUCUCCCGCCCAACAUCCGAGAAUUUCGAUCGAAGAACGUCGAUACAUCGAAGAAUCGAUCGGUACUACCACUACAACAAAGAGAUUAUCCGUCCCGUGGAAAUGCAUUUUUCUUUCAAUUCCUGUUUGGUCUAUCGUGCUGACUCACAGCUGCAAUGUGUUUGGUUAUUUUACCGUUGUCAACCAACUACCAACGUACAUGAAAUAUAUUUUAAACUUUAAUAUCAAAGAGAAUGGAAUGUUAUCUUCCUUACCAUAUCUCGGAAAAUAUAUCUUUGCCGUGACAACAUCAACUGUGGCUGAUUAUUUAUUUAAAAGUAAGAAACUAUCGGUAACAUCUAUUCGAAAGAUAUUUACUUCUUUUGCUGUAUUAACUCCAGGAUUAUUAAUGAUCAUACAAGCAAAUUACGGAUGCGAUCGUGUUACAUCUGUAUCAAUCUUUACGAUCGCUCUGACGAUUAACGGUGCAGUAACGGCAGGUUAUCUGGGAAACGGCUUAGACAUUGCACCCAACUUCGCAGGAACUAUCUUUGGUAUGAUGAAUACACUUGGUUCUCUAGGCGGAUUGCUAAGUAGCUACAUGGUUGGCACGAUAACCUAUAAAAAUCAAACUUACACUCGAUGGAGUAUUAUUUUUUGGAUAUUGGCAUCGAUUUAUUGUUUUGGUGCUUUCACAUUUCUCAUUUUUGGUAGUGGUCAAUUACAGACAUGGAACAAUCCUGAACAAAAGCAAAACCGAAAAAAAACGAAUACAGAUAAUAAUUUUGAUGCAAUAGAAUUUGCAUCGCUAAAGGAAAAUACUGUUUCUUAA
This is a messenger RNA of Apis dorsata (giant honeybee), 1833 nucleotides long. Its product is annotated as putative inorganic phosphate cotransporter. The coding region runs from base 271 to 1833 and encodes 520 amino acids. The record is from RefSeq and is a predicted model, not a curated record. Lineage: Eukaryota; Metazoa; Arthropoda; Insecta; Hymenoptera; Apidae. Gene Ontology annotation, biological process: monoatomic anion transport; transmembrane transport. Gene Ontology annotation, molecular function: transmembrane transporter activity. The transcript has 9 exons. Gene Ontology annotation, cellular component: plasma membrane.